AUGGCGGCAAGUGAUGGCGAUGAUUCUCUCUACCCGAUCGCGGUGCUCAUCGACGAAUUGAGGAAUGAAGAUGUUCAGUUGCGACUGAACAGUAUUAAAAAGCUCAGCACCAUCGCUCUAGCGUUGGGGGUAGAGAGAACUCGAUCGGAACUGAUACCAUUUCUGACUGAUACAAUUUACGAUGAAGACGAAGUCCUGCUAGCGCUUGCCGAGCAGCUUGGGAGCUUCACACCGCUGGUUGGGGGUCCAGAGCAUGUCCAUUGCCUGCUUCCUCCUCUAGAAAGUCUAGCUACGGUUGAGGAAACAGUUGUCAGGGACAAGGCCGUGGACUCGUUGAGGAUAAUCGCUGAUCAGCAUAGUCAGAGUGACCUUGAGAACUACUUUGUGCCCUUGGUCAAACGACUUGCCGCAGGUGAUUGGUUUACGUCUCGGACAUCAGCUUGCGGUCUUUUCUCUGUUUGUUACAAACGGGUCUCCACUAAUGUCAAAACAGAGCUGCGACAGAAUUUCCGUAACUUGUGUGCUGAUGAUACGCCUAUGGUUCGACGAGCCGCUGCAGGCAAGCUGGGUGAGUUUGCCAAGGUGGUGGAGUCGGACUAUCUCAAAUCUGACUUGAUCCAGCUGUUCAAUCUGCUGGCUCAAGAUGAACAGGAUUCUGUGCGAUUGUUGGCUGUUGAGGCAAGUGUGAGCAUCGCUUCAUUGCUCUCUACUAACGACACUGAACAGUUGGUGAUGCCCACCCUCCGCCAAGCAGCAGAGGAUAAGUCCUGGCGAGUUCGCUACAUGGUUGCGGAUAAAUUCACUGAGCUGCAAGCCGCUGUUGGGCCAGAGAUCACCAAGAAUGACCUAGUUCCUGCUUUCCAAAGUUUGCUGAAGGACUGCGAAGCUGAGGUUCGUGCUGCAUCCGCUCACAAGAUUAAAGAAUUUUGUCAGGCCCUGUCAUCAGAUGUUCGUGAGCAGAUAAUUAUGAACAACAUGCUCCCGUGCGUCAAGGAUCUGGUUGCAGACGCCAACCAGCAUGUGAAGUCUGCACUGGCCUCUGUCAUCAUGGGCUUGUCCCCCAUACUGGGCAAGGAGAACACUAUUGAGCACCUCCUGCCCCUGUUCUUAAUACAGCUGAAAGAUGAAUGCCCCGAAGUGCGACUGAACAUCAUCUCCAAUCUGGACUGUGUCAAUGAAGUGAUUGGCAUCAAACAGCUGUCACAGUCGUUGCUGCCUGCCAUUGUAGAACUAGCCGAAGACACAAAGUGGAGAGUUCGUCUUGCCAUCAUCGAAUACAUGCCCCUGUUGGCUGGCCAGCUUGGGGUGGAGUUCUUUGAUGAGAAGCUGAACUCCUUGUGUAUGACCUGGCUUGUGGACCAUGUGUUUGCCAUUCGUGAGGCGGCAACACAGAACCUGAAGAAACUGGUGGAGAAGUUUGGCAAAGAUUGGGCCCAGCAGACUGUUAUACCAAAAGUGCUACAGAUGUCUAGAGAUCAGAACUAUCUGCAUCGCAUGACCUGCCUUUUCUGUAUAAAUCUACUUGCUGAGCCACUGGGACAGGAUCUGACCACCAAGCUGAUGUUGCCCACAAUCAUCACCAUGGGAUCCGACCCCGUCGCAAAUGUUCGAUUCAACGUGGCCAAGACUCUACAGAAACUGUCCACUCAGUUGGAUAGCAGUACCAACCAGAACCAUGUGAAGCCCCUCCUGGAGAAGCUGAAGGCAGACAGUGACAUGGAUGUCCAGUACUAUGCCUUGGAGGCCCUAGAAGGGCUCAAGUAA
Candidula unifasciata is the source of this 1764-nucleotide messenger RNA. Lineage: Eukaryota; Metazoa; Mollusca; Gastropoda; Stylommatophora; Geomitridae. The record is from the annotation of a GenBank genome assembly.